CCGGAAAAGGCGGAAUAUUUCGCGCCAAAUUGAAACAACGGAGUAGUUACGCUGAGCACCAGGAGUGACAAGCUGCCGAGACAAACCAACUGCUUUUAACGUUCAAUUGACAUCUAUCGGAAAACUUCAGCGAUAAUGGAGGAGGCCAACAAGCUAAUCGGCACGGGCAAGAAGCACCUGGUGAUGGGAAAGGUGGUCGAGGCGGUGGGCGCCCUGCAGGAGGCCUGCGGCAUGCUUGCUAAGAAGUAUGGAGACACGGCAGACGAGUGUGGAGAGGCUUUCUACUGGUGUGGGAAAGCGCUGCUGGAUUUGGCUCGGAUGGAGAACUCAGUCCUCGGUAAUGCUCUGGAAGGAGUACCAGAAGAAGAAGAGGAGGAGGAGGGUGAAGAGAAACCCAAAGACUCAAAUGUUGACAGCACAGAAAACAUUGAUGAGAAGACCAGAGAUGAGCUGAGGGAGCAGGUGUACGACGCCAUGGCAGAGAGGAAAAAUGAGGAUGCCGAUGGGAAGCAGAGCAAGGAGGAAGAGAAGGGUGAUGCAGAAAAGUCUGAGGCUGGUGAUGAGCAACAAAACACUGCAGAGAAAGGGAAAGAUGAGGGGGAAACCGGCAAAUGUGACUCGACUGAAGACGUGGAAGAAAACGACAAGGAAGCCGAGAAAUCGGGAGACGAGAAGGAUGAACUAGAAGAUGGUGAGGAGGAAGACGGUGAUGAUGCAGAAAUGGAGGCUGAUGCAGAAGAGCAAGGUGAAGAAGAAGAUGGUGCUGCUGAAAAGGACAGUGACGAGGAGGAGGAGGUGGGCAACCUGCAGCUUGCCUGGGAGAUGUUGGAAGUAGCUAAACACAUCUACAAAAGGAAAGAGACUGAAGAGGAUCAACUCAUGGCGGCCCAGUCUCACUUGAAACUGGGGGAAGUUUCUUCUGAAUCAGGAAAUUACACUCAGGCGUUGGAGGAUUUCCGGGAGUGUCUGAAGCUGCAGGUGAAGCACCUGGACUCCGACAGCCGCCUGCUGGCUGAGACUCACUACCAGCUCGGGCUGACCUACAGCUUGGAUGUCCAGUACAGCCAGGCCAUCGAGGCGCUGAGGAGCUCCAUCUCUGUCAUAAGGAGACGGCUGGACAGACUGCAGGAGAUGCUCGACGGGGCCGAGGGUCCGGAUGCUCUGCCAGACAAGAGGCAGGAGAUGGAGGAGCUGAAGGCUCUGCUGCCAGAAAUCCAGGAGAAGGUGGAGGACGCCGCAGAGUGCCUGAAGAUGACCAGCACGGCUGCUGAGGAUGGGAAGGCUGCGCCGGAUGGAGGCUCCUCUUCCUCUGCAUUCCCCCUCUCCACUGUGCAGAAAGACGACUCCUCAUCCAGCGCAACGUUUAACAGCACGUCAACCAGCGCAGUCGGAUCGACCAAAGAACUCUCCUCCAAAGCUCCGGUCUCAGACAUCUCCCACCUGGUCAGGAAGAAGAGGAAACCAGAGGAGAGUCCAGUGAAGGAGGUGAAGAAGAUGAAGCAGAACGACGGACAGGCCGACGAUGUUCACGAAGCCACCGAAGACUCUAAUGGAUACGCUGACAGUACGGAGGUCAAGAGUCAGUGAAGAUGAACUUUUUUGCCUCCACCCAAGAUGCGAUUCACCAACACGAUGAGUUCUUACUAUUGCGUCACUUGUUUGCUGCUGUAAAUAUUUGUGUCUUUUUCUAUACCUGUUGUGAUGUCAGUGUUUGAUAACAUGUGUAACCUUUAAAGUUCAAUAAAGAAUAUUAUGUCAUGAA
Molecule: messenger RNA, 1762 nt
Organism: Pseudoliparis swirei
Lineage: Eukaryota; Metazoa; Chordata; Actinopteri; Perciformes; Liparidae
Product: nuclear autoantigenic sperm protein-like
Exons: 14
Coding region: 136-1587 (483 amino acids)
Biological process (GO): DNA replication-dependent chromatin assembly; CENP-A containing chromatin assembly
Cellular component (GO): nucleoplasm
Molecular function (GO): histone binding
Source: RefSeq, a predicted model, not a curated record